GACAGUCGGUCACACUAAUAUCAGCAUUCGAAAAAAAACGCGCAAAUCAAAGGGACGCCGUCGAAAAAUAUAUAAUAUUAUUGUUUUCCUCAAUAUUUCCGUUGGUAUUAUAGCGCCAUGACGCAGCCCCGUCAAAAACAUGCCAACCGCACCCACCUGCCGCAACUGCUAAGCAAUGUGCCCGAGGAUUACCAGGAGCCGGUCAACAAAAUGUGCCUCAAGAUGUUGUCUCACGACGCCUACGGCAAACCGUACGAAUGGACUGCCCGUGACUUUGAGAUGGGCGCCCACUUGGGGCGUGGCAAGUUUGGGCGCGUCUACUUGGCCCGCGAGCGCCACUCACACUUUUUGGUGGCCAUGAAGAUUAUGUUCAAGGAGGAGCUGCGCAAGGGCAACGUGCAGCGGCAAGUGCUGCGCGAGAUCGAGAUCCAGUCACGUCUGAAGCACCCCAACAUCUUGCGCCUGCUGACCUGGUUCCACGACGAGAGCCGCAUUUACCUGGCGCUUGAGAUAGCCUCCGGCGGAGAGGUCUACAAGCAUCUGCGUUCUGCGCCCAAUCACCGCUUCGACGAACCGAGGUCGGCAAAGUACACAUACCAGGUGGCCAAUGCCCUGAACUAUUGCCACCUGAAUAAUGUUAUUCAUCGCGAUCUGAAGCCGGAGAACAUUCUGCUGACUAGCACUGACGACCUAAAGCUAGCCGACUUUGGAUGGUCGGCCCACACGCCCAACAACAAGCGACGCACUCUAUGCGGAACCCUUGAUUAUCUGCCACCAGAGAUGGUAAACAACUCAUCCUACGACGAUUCGGUGGAUCAGUGGUGCCUCGGUAUCCUCUGCUACGAGUUCCUCGUGGGCUGCGCGCCCUUCGAGUCGAACAGCACGGAGAGCACCUACAAUAAGAUCCGGCGACUGGAGAUCCACUAUCCCUCGCAUUUGUCCAAGGGCAGCAAGGAGCUCAUAUCGGGGCUGCUGCGUCUCCAGAACCGAAUUGGCUUGGUUGCCGUGAUGACACAUCCUUGGGUCAAGGAGGGAAUGGCCGAGAGGGCCCGUCAGCUCGAGGCGCAGCAGCGGGGCAAGGAAAACCAGGUCAAGAACUGAGACAGUAACACUUUUCAGAUUUUUUAUAUUAUUACGAGUGUAUUUU
Messenger RNA from Drosophila serrata, 1147 nucleotides. RefSeq names its product aurora kinase B (gene aurB). Gene Ontology annotation, molecular function: ATP binding; protein kinase activity. The record is from RefSeq and is a predicted model, not a curated record. Lineage: Eukaryota; Metazoa; Arthropoda; Insecta; Diptera; Drosophilidae. Gene Ontology annotation, biological process: protein phosphorylation.